CCAGAGGGCAGUGCCAAAGAGGCGACGCCAGGAGGAGGUCAUCAUCAGGCUGGCCCAGGACGACGAGAUGAAGGUGGAGCUCCUGGAGCUGCAGGAGAUGCUGUUGCGGCGGGUUGACGGCAACAAAGGGCACAGCAAAUUCCUGGCCGCUGCCCAGAACCCAGCUGAUGAGCCCAGUCCAGGAGCCCCACCCCCCCAGGAGCUUGGGGCUGCCGACCAGCAUGGUGAUCUUUGUGAGGUGAACCUCACCGACAGCUCCGGGCCUGCGCAAGGAGAGGCCAGGAAGGGGUCUCCCCAUGACAACCCUACUGCACAGCCCAUCAUGCAGGACCACCAGGAGCACCCAGGCUUGGGCAGCAACCGCUCUGGGCCAUUCUUUUGCUGGGCUUGGCUGCAGAGAAGAAGGAGAUAA
Molecule: messenger RNA, 412 nt
Organism: Piliocolobus tephrosceles (Ugandan red Colobus)
Lineage: Eukaryota; Metazoa; Chordata; Mammalia; Primates; Cercopithecidae
Product: putative golgin subfamily A member 8D
Biological process (GO): Golgi organization
Cellular component (GO): Golgi cisterna membrane; Golgi cis cisterna; cis-Golgi network
Molecular function (GO): protein binding
Source: RefSeq, a predicted model, not a curated record